AUGCUGUUCUCUUCCAUUAUAUAUGCCUUUAUGGGCACUGGAGCUGUGGCCCAUGUCAUUCGCACACCGGCAGCACGAAGCUGGUGUGGCACUGCUCACCCAACCGAGGAACAGCUGGCAAAGACAAGAAAGUUGGCUAAGCAGGAGAAGGCAACAUUUCUGUCUGGAGAGAUUACAACUAGGGCUACCCUUGAUGUGGACACGUACUUUCACUGUGUCACAUCCUCAACUCAAGAGUCUGAUGGCUGGCUUUCUGAUGAAACUUUGCAGGCGCAACUGGAUGUAAUGAACGAGGACUUUGCUCCGUCUGGCGUAUCUUUCACUCUUAAAGGGACUACCCGCACUGUGAAUUCGAGCUGGGCUUUCAAUGAUGAGGAGCUUGAGAUGAAAACCGCUCUUCGCCAAGGCGAUUAUAAGACGCUAAAUGUUUAUUUCCUUACCGAUCUGGGCAGUGGCUUGCUUGGAUACUCAACCUUCCCAGAUCACUUCGAGCCUGGUUCAGAGGGCUUCUAUCUGGACGGUUUGGUGAUUCUUCAUACUACAGUGCCGGGUGGUCCCGAGACCAACUACAACGAGGGCAAGACCGUGACCCAUGAGGCAGGGCACUGGUUCAACCUGUACCAUACCUUUCAAGGUGGUUGCACUGGUGAUGGCGACUUUGUUAGUGAUACGCCCGCUCAGUCUAGUCCUACGAGUGGAUGUCCUGAGGGCCGAGACUCGUGUCCUAGCCAAACCGGAGCGGACCCUAUUCACAAUUACAUGGAUUAUUCAUAUGAGUAA
Messenger RNA from Phaeoacremonium minimum UCRPA7, 780 nucleotides. RefSeq names its product putative metalloprotease 1 protein. Gene Ontology annotation, molecular function: metallopeptidase activity. Lineage: Eukaryota; Fungi; Ascomycota; Sordariomycetes; Togniniales; Togniniaceae. Bases 1 to 780 code for a protein of 259 amino acids. The record is from RefSeq and is a predicted model, not a curated record. The transcript has 2 exons.